Molecule: messenger RNA, 1612 nt
Organism: Photinus pyralis (common eastern firefly)
Lineage: Eukaryota; Metazoa; Arthropoda; Insecta; Coleoptera; Lampyridae
Product: neprilysin-2-like
Exons: 8
Coding region: 102-1445 (447 amino acids)
Biological process (GO): protein processing
Cellular component (GO): plasma membrane
Molecular function (GO): metalloendopeptidase activity
Source: RefSeq, a predicted model, not a curated record
UAGAUACAGCCACCAAAGAUUUCUCGUUCAAACGUGCUAAAAGAAGGGUGGCCAAAAGAGAACUUAAUGAAUCAUUAAACUUCGAGCUCAAUUUAAGUACGAUGGCAAACCAAUUUCGAGAACUGAGAAAUUUUAGCUUAUUGUACCAUCGCAUGUCUGUAUCAGAACUACAACAAAAAGUUCCUAAUAUUCCUUGGUUGGAGUACUUGAAUUCAGUAUUAAACGUACCCACAAUUACCAUUAAAGCAUCUGAUGUAAUCAUAGCAGCACCUCCUAUCUAUUUCUCAGAGUUAGAGAAAUUGCUCCUCAAUACACCAAAAAGAGUACAGGCAAACUAUCUUAUGUGGAAAACUGUCGAAUUUUCGCUACCUUACCUUACAGAGAAGUUGCUGCACAGUUCAACUACCGGUUGGAAGAAAUGUGUCAGUUUAACUGUAAAGAGUAUGCCAAUUGCCACCUGGGCUUUGUAUGUUCGGAAACAUUUCAACGAAAAUGCCAAGCAAGACGUUAUGGAAAUGGUUUCCGACAUCAGAAAAGUGUUUGUAAAUAUAGUAAAAAGGGCCGACUGGAUGGAUGUCGAAACAAAAAAAUAUGCUUUAGAAAAAGCCGAAGCUAUGUCGUCUUACAUUGCGUAUCCAGACGAAUUUCUCUCAGAUGAAACAUUGGAAGACUUUUAUAAGGAGUUGCAUGUGGAAUCCGACAACUUCCUAAAAAUAAUGCUGAGCACUAAUCUCUUUGGUUAUGAGAGUACAGCCAAACGUUUAGCACUGCCUGUGAAUCAAACCGAUUGGGUUAAAUCCGGACAAUCCGCUGGCGUUAAUGCAUACUACAAUGUACUAUCGAAUAGAAUAAUACUGCCUGCCCCAAUAUUGCAAGGCGUAUUUUUCAGUGAUGAUAGACCAUGGUAUAUGAACUAUGGGGGAAUAGGAUUGCUAAUCUCUCACGAAAUUGUUCAUGGAUUCGACAAUAAAGGCCGACAAUUUGACAAAUUUGGAAAUUUGGAUGAUUGGUGGACACCUUCCACAAACGAAAAGUUUAUAACAAAGGCCCAGUGCAUAAUUGAUCAGUAUGGAAACCAGUCCAUACCCGAAUUGGGAUUAAAUGUAAAUGGGUUUAAGACGCAAGGAGAAAAUAUAGCAGACAACGGCGGUAUAAGAAAUGCAUAUUUAGCAUAUAAUGAAUGGAUUCGGCGUAAUGGAAGGGAACGACUUCUUCCCGGGCUGAAUUAUACUGAUCGCCAAUUAUUUUGGAUUUCGGCUGCAAAUAUUGGGUGUAUAAAGAUGGAACCUGCUGUUGCGAAGAUGCUAAUCCGCAUAGACACUCAUUCUCCCGCCAAAUUUAGAAUAAAUCUACCUCUUAGUAAUACGGAUUAUUUUGCUAAAGAUUUUAAUUGCCGGAUAGGAAGCAAAAUGAACCCCGAUAAAAAGUGCGAGGUUUGGAAAUGAUUCGAAGUUUUUUUUUGGCGAUGAAUCAAUUCUAGAGUUUGUUUAUACAAUUCCUUUUAUCAAUUAUCUAUAUGUUGUUUGCUUUCUUUCUUACAGUAAGAGAGCGAAUAAGAAAAUGAUUAUUAUGUUAUUUAAUACUUAUUAAAAUAGUUUUAUGUAUAAUUAGA